AUGAAGUUCUUGGGGUCUUUGCUUACCGUGGCCGGUGCCGUAAGCGCCACUAGCGUGCCGUCCAUGACAGCGCCAGCGUGCUCAGCCGGGAAGGGGAGCGUUUCGUACGACAAGACGGUGCCGGAUAAGGCCAGCUUUCCGAAAACGCAAGUUGACGUCUGCUACGACGACACUUCAAUUCAUAUCACUUUCACGGCGUUCGAGGAGACAAAUUACUACUUCAACAGCAGCCAGACGACUAACGACCCGAUCUGGCAGUAUGAGGUUAUGGAGGGCUUUGUGUACCGUGGCACCAACGACCCGCAGACGUACCUGGAAUUCGAAGUGAGCCCGAACAACGUUACCUUCCAGGCGUGGAUAUUCAACAAAUCAAAAGUGCGCGCGGCGAGCGCGCCGCUGGACACAUCCUAUCUGACUCAGCCGCUAGUCGAUGGCUUAACAGCGGAGACGACCUUAGACAAGGAGGCGCAGACGUGGGUAUCGUCAGCCACGAUUCCCCUAGGACUUUUCAACGUCGAUGAUGGUCAGGCAGCGGGGACGGAAUGGAGGAUGAACUUCUUCCGCACUGUUGUGUCGCCGGAUACGUUCCCGGACCAGCUCCUCGGUGCGUGGAACCCGACGAACGAGUCAAAUUUCCAUAUGACGCCUUUCUUCGGCCGAGUAUCGUUCGUGUAA
Messenger RNA from Annulohypoxylon maeteangense, 675 nucleotides. RefSeq lists its product as uncharacterized. Lineage: Eukaryota; Fungi; Ascomycota; Sordariomycetes; Xylariales; Hypoxylaceae. The transcript has a single exon. The record is from RefSeq and is a predicted model, not a curated record. Bases 1 to 675 code for a protein of 224 amino acids.